AUGGAGACAGCAGACCCUUUCCUUCAGGUCCAGUCGGACGUCCUGUCUACAUUACAAUCCAGCCGGCCGCUCUUCUCCUCAUACCUCCGCAUCCGCUCGUUAGCGAAAAGCCCCUCCAACCCUGAGCUUAAACAAGCGCGCAUAGAGCUCGAAGCGACCAUCACAGAGCUCAGUGCUGACCUAGAUGACCUCGUCGAGAGCGUCCGCGCCAUCGAACAAGACCCCUAUCGCUUCGGCCUCGAGCUAGAGGAAGUCCAGCGCCGGCGCAAACUCGUCGACGAUGUCGGGGGCGAGAUCGAACAGAUGCGGCAGGAGCUGCAACAAGCAGUGUCAGCCGCCCCGGAGCCGGAGCUGCCGAACCCGACGGAGUUCGACGCCGCGCUGGACGAGGAGGAGCAGCAACAGCGCGGGCGCGAAGGGGACGACUACUAUGCGUCGCUGGAGCAGCAGCGGCAGUCGGAGCUGAUGCAUGAGCAGGAUGAACAACUGGACGGAGUGUUUCAAACUGUAGGCAACCUACGGCAGCAGGCGAACGAUAUGGGCCGCGAGCUAGAGGAUCAAGCUGUCAUGAUUGAUGAAGUUGAUACUCUGGCGGACCGGGUGGGCGGAAAGCUGAGCAAUGGCAUGGCGCGGAUUCGACAUAUAGUGCGCAAGAACGAGGAUACAUGGUCAUCCUUUUGCAUAGCAGCGCUGAUCUUUGCGCUCAUCCUAUUAUUAUUUCUCGUUAUUGUUUUGUGA
Molecule: messenger RNA, 738 nt
Organism: Penicillium macrosclerotiorum
Lineage: Eukaryota; Fungi; Ascomycota; Eurotiomycetes; Eurotiales; Aspergillaceae
Product: SNARE domain protein
Exons: 3
Coding region: 1-738 (245 amino acids)
Biological process (GO): Golgi vesicle transport
Cellular component (GO): membrane
Source: RefSeq, a predicted model, not a curated record